Molecule: messenger RNA, 1948 nt
Organism: Engraulis encrasicolus (European anchovy)
Lineage: Eukaryota; Metazoa; Chordata; Actinopteri; Clupeiformes; Engraulidae
Gene: rgs16
Product: regulator of G protein signaling 16
Exons: 5
Coding region: 66-632 (188 amino acids)
Source: RefSeq, a predicted model, not a curated record
UAGUAGCCACCGCAACCACCGCUCAAAGGAUUAUCACCACUGUCGUUUCUUUUCAUCAAGCCACAAUGGGCAAGGGACUAGCUGUGCUACCGGCAACAUGCAUGGAAAGAGUGAAGGAACUCAAAGCUCACUUUUCCAGUUUCCUCCAAAGACAAGACUGGAGCCUACCCUGCUUACCUUAUAGAGGGAAACCCAGACCUUCCUUGGAAGAAUGUUUACAGUGGAGGGAAUCGUUUGAACGACUUCUUUCAUGUAAACAUGGAUUGUACGCGUUCAGGGCUUUCUUGAUUUCCGAAUUCAGUGAGGAGAACAUUGCCUUCUACCUUGCGUGUGAAGACUUUAAAAGGACCAGGUCUUCUGCCAAGCAGCACUCCAAGGCAGAGAAAAUAUACAACGAGUUUAUCGGGACUGAAGCACCGAGAGAGGUGAACAUCGACCACGAGACCCAGGAGAUCACCAGAGCCAACCUGUGUGAGCCGACGCCGUGCUGCUUUGAGCUGGCCCAGCGUCGGGUUUACAUCCUGAUGGAGAAGGACUGCUACCCACGCUUCCUCCGCUCCCCUGGGUACCGAGACCUGGUCAGCCAGCUCACGCCAGCCAAUCACAAGCCCAGGAGUCAGCAGAACUCAUGAGCCGGGUGGUGGAGGGUGACCGAUGAUCGAUGACCGAGACAGAGACAGAGAAAGACACCUCAACAAAGUCCGAAAGAGAGAUAAAGAGUCUCCACCAUGGACACCAGAGGGAGAAAGAGGGAGGCCUUCACAGAAUGGAGAAAGAGUGAGAAAGAAACAGAGGUGUGUACCACAAGAGGGAUGAAGGGUCCACUGGUAGACCUAAAGUCGUCCAAGAACAGGGGCAGCCGUGGCUUAACGGUUGAGGAGAUGGACUUUAGAUCAGAGGGUUGCAGGUUCAAAUCCCACCCUUCCACUCCCUCUAUCAUACUCCAUGGCUGCGUGAGGAGCACUUGAGCAAGGUGCCCAACCCCAUACUGCUCCAGGGAUUGUAACCAAUUCCCUGUAAAUAACUGUAAGACGCAUUGGAUAAAGGCAUCAGCUAAAUGUAAUGUCAUGGGAAAAAAGAACAGAGGCGACCAAAGAUGGGGAUGGCAGAGGCUGAGAGGUGUCAGGGGGGGACAAAAGGGUCAGUUGUCCCGGGCCCAGAGAAAGGAGGGGCCCAGAAUUGGGACCCCAUUACAUUGUACGUAUUGAGGAGGGGGCCUUUUCUGAUGGUUUUGUCCCGGGCCCAGCUAAAGCUGUCAGCGGCCCUGGGUGUGACUGAGAGAGGAAGAUGGAGCUUAGAGGAAGAAAGAGCAAAAAGACUGCCAUUGCUCAGCGGCGCAGGCGCAGUCGUGAGGAACUUACUGGACCAGGAAAAAAAGCACUUACACAACCAGAGCCAUAAGAGUUGUUGAGGUGAACUGAGUCAGAGUGGAAGACAUACUGAGCACUGGAGGCUCGUUGCACUACAUACUGUACAAGGACACAUGCCAACUGCAUUUUUAUAUGUAUUUAUUUAUUUUAUUGAUGGAUGUAUAUUUAUGAAGUCUCACAUGGGCUCCUGGGAAAUAAAAGGGGCAAAAUGUUUGUACACAGGAAAAGAUGUGCAAUACUUUUGUGUCUUUAUUAUUUAAAAUGUGUAUUUAAAAUAAAAUAUUGACAUAAAAAUGCUCUCACUCUAUCCAAGUUGUCAUGCAUUUUGAUAUGAGAAUAAAAUUCAGUCUUAACAUGUAUUGUGCGAUUGCAAUUAUCAUAAUGCGAAGAGACCACUUUCCCUUGCACGGGUGAGGCAUAAAUGCAAUUUUGUUGUGUGUAGUGUGCAGUGUUAACUUGUGUGCUGGGGAGUUCUGUGACACAAUGACAAUGGGAGUUGGAGUUUCGCAGUUGGGCUUUCACGAAAAAUGUAUAGGGUAUGUUGCCUACUCUGCAAAAUCACACAACUUUUGACACAU